GUGGGACUAUUGUCGCUGAUAAAAUACCAUUGGAAAACUGUAGGGAUACUCGACGGUUGCCCACUGCUUGGACGGUUAUAACUGGGCCGUCAACAACAUCACCAACACACCGGGUCGUAUUGCUAAAUCCGUCAUCAACAUGAGCGUAGGUGCGUUUCUCGCAUCAAGUGUUCCAAGCCUCUCCCUAUCGACCUCGAACUAACCCUCCGCAUAAGCAUUCCCCCGAAGCGAAGCCAUGAACUCGGCAAUCGAUGCGGCCUUCGACCUCGGCGUCACUACCGUGGUCGGCGCAGGCAACGACGGCCAGGAUGCGUCCGCCACGUCGCCCGCGUCCGCCGGCAAGGCCAUCACCGUCGGCGCCGUUGCGUGGAACCGGUCUCGGUCCGACUGGAGCAACUACGGCCCGGACGUCAACAUCUUCGCGCCCGGCGUCGACAUCCCGUCGUUGUGGAAGGAGCUCGAUUCGGCCGACAAGUUAUCCUCGGGGACGUCGAUGGCAACCCCCCACGUUGCCGGGCUCGUCUCGUACCUGCAGAGCGUCCACUCUCUGGCCAACGCGGCAGCCGUGGUGAAGAAGCUGAACGAGCUUGCGUUGAAGGGUGUGGUGGGAAAUACUGGGGCCGGUAGCUCGAAUGCUUUGGCCUUCAAUGGGGCGGUUUAAAACUACACACGAGAGCAAUGGGUAGACGGGAGGUCCGGGUAUUUCGUGAUAGUAGCUCGGCCUAUCUUUGUCGUGGAGCUUCAUCACUAGUUGUUACGCCAUGAUGAUAAUGCAGCCAAGCAGCACAAC
Molecule: messenger RNA, 790 nt
Organism: Colletotrichum destructivum
Lineage: Eukaryota; Fungi; Ascomycota; Sordariomycetes; Glomerellales; Glomerellaceae
Product: Putative peptidase S8/S53 domain, peptidase S8, subtilisin, Ser-active
Exons: 1
Coding region: 236-661 (141 amino acids)
Biological process (GO): proteolysis
Molecular function (GO): serine-type endopeptidase activity
Source: RefSeq, a predicted model, not a curated record